Molecule: messenger RNA, 1605 nt
Organism: Mucor mucedo
Lineage: Eukaryota; Fungi; Mucoromycota; Mucoromycetes; Mucorales; Mucoraceae
Exons: 1
Coding region: 338-1414 (358 amino acids)
Source: RefSeq, a predicted model, not a curated record
AAUCAGUAAACUUAAGGCAACAGCAAAUCUUCACUUGUCAAGGUCAUUAUCUGUAGUUGGUAAAGCUACGAUCUUAAAUUCGUUACUCCUUUCAAAAUGCUGGUACCUACUCCGGGUCACACCACUGACCAAGCAGGAUUUGUCUCAGAUUACAUCCGUCGCUAUACAAUUCUGCCGAUCGAAUAUCUUUCCGGUCAUACCUUGGUCGGUAUGGACAACACCAAAACAACUGGGGGGUCUGGGUGUUUUAGACCCAAAAGCACAAUAUCAUACACUGUUUCUUCGAUGGACAACUCCCUUGCUAACGGACGAUGAUCCCAAUCAUCAGCUAACACAAAUGCUUAAAAUACAUAUCCGGAAUAGACACUUAACCCAGCACCAUCAUAUUCCACUUCUUCUGCCUACCAUGAGAUCCACUGGCCUUACAAAAGCCAGAAUUAACACAUUGGAUAUCAUAUAUGCUACCAUCGAUUGUAUUCCCAGGAACUUCGAAUCUACACCACUCAACCACGCCACGGCCUUGAUAUUACCGCUCCAAGCUAUCUUUCAACCACCAAAGAUUCCCAAAAAAGCAGCCAAAUUAUUGGUGAGUGACCUUUUCUCAUACAGUCCAGUACUACACUGCCUACAUUGGAAAAAUCCCGCCACGUUCAACAAUCAAUGGGGUAACUCGCCCAGAAUGAUAACUAAUCGUCUUGCAAAUGGUUCGAUUCAACUUACUCCCUUCUUUCAGCCAUUAUGUCAACCAUCACAAUCAGAUCAAACAAAUAAUUCAGCGGUAGACUUCUAUCCUUGGGUACAGGCACUGACUAUCGCGGACAAACCAAUUUCAAGCACUUACCCUCAACGGAAUAAGAAAUAUAGAGAGGCAAUACUACAGCAACAUAAGUCACAGCUACAAUACAGCCUAUCACGUACUUGUAUACCGGCAAAGAAAUGGUUCCUCUUUUGGAACCUGGCACUAGUGGCAGUACAACGAAAUGUUAUAUACCGACUAUUGACUCGUUCCAUCCCUUCUCGUCGAUAUAUGCAUCAAAUUUUCCCAGAGAAAUUUAAUUCCGCCCAAUGCCAGAUCUGUUUGUCUUCGAUUGAAUCAUCAAAACACAUGCUUUUUUACUGCCCAUCGAAGGCUAACAUUUGGAAAACUAUCAUCUCCGAAUUUCUUUGGCCUACGACCAACAUAUCAAAUAUAAUCGCUGCAAUUUUCACUUUGAACUUCCAACCCAUCGCAUACUGUCAAAAACCAGGAUUAACAGUACAGAAUGUUAUCCUCUGCACCUUGGCCAACAUUUGGAAAUCUCAUUUCCGUAGUUGCUUCGACUCUACACCUUUUCUCUGGCCUGUAGUUGUGCAACAGAUUCGUGCAGACCUCUCAUCCUUUCAAGCUGAAGGCUCCCUCCAAAACCUGUUAUAAAAAGAAUAUGCAACAACACAACAUGUGCCAAUAAUCAACCUUUAUUUUUUCUCAGUUUUUACUGUUCACAAUGCGCACAAAGUAUAGUCCUAAUAUUUUCUCAUAACUUUUAAUUUGCGCCCGCCUCUUGAAUUAGAAUUUUUCUUUUUUUACACGGAGCAAUAAAUAAACAAUUUAAAAAAAAAAAAAAA